This is a messenger RNA of Salvelinus sp. IW2-2015, 3189 nucleotides long. Lineage: Eukaryota; Metazoa; Chordata; Actinopteri; Salmoniformes; Salmonidae. The record is from RefSeq and is a predicted model, not a curated record.
CAACGCAGGCAGCGCAGUGUAGGAGUUCCAGCAGCGGAGAAGGGGAGAGGUAGGGACGUUGGGCUCUUUGUGUGAGAUGGGGGACGAUCGACCUUUUGUGUGCACCGCCCCAGGCUGUGGACAGAGAUUUACCAAUGAAGACCAUCUAUCAGUCCACAAACAUAAGCAUGAGAUGACCCUAAAAUUUGGUCCUGCCAGAACUGAUUCCGUCAUCAUCGCAGACCAGACCCCCACGCCCACCCGCUUCCUGAAGAACUGUGAGGAGGUGGGUCUGUUCAAUGAGCUGGCCAGCUCCUUCGAACAGGAGUUCCGGAAGGCCCAUGAGGAUGACCAGAGGAACAAAAACCCGGUGAGGCUCCCCACCCCUCAUCUUCUGGCCCCACCCCUACAGACCCUGUCUGGGGUGAAGGAGGAGGAUGAGGGGCCUCUGGAGGUUGACUCCUCCCCCCCAGGCAGUCCUGACUCCACGUCCAGCAUGUCGGACAGUAGCAAGGAGCCAAUGGGGAGAGGAAAGGAGACUCUUCCUCCUCCACGACCAGUGUUGAGCUCCACCCCCACGCCAACCAUUGUACGGCCUGGGUCCCUCCCCAUUCACCUUGGUUACGACCCCCUGCACCCGACACUGCCGUCGCCAACUUCUGUCAUCACACAAACCCCACCCUCCAACAGACAACUGGGCUCUCCGACAGGCUCCUUCCCACUGGUAAUGCAUCUCCCCAAUGGACAGACGGUCCCUCUCCUCCCCAGCCCAAAUAUGACCUCAGUCAUAUCUCUGGCGAGGCCAUUUAAUAUGGUGCCCAACAUCCCUGGGAUUCCAGGCCCUCCGAUUGGUGGGACCAGCAGCGGCUCCUCCUCCCCAUCUGGGUAUAGUCUACACUCAGAGGCCAAGAUGAGGCUGAAGGCGGCGCUGACCCAGCAACAGCAUGGCCUGGGGCCCGCUGUCCCCCAGAGACAUGAGCAGUGCCAGCAGCCCUCGCAGCAUUCUGACACCCCCUCACCUGCACAGCCACAGGUGUCCCCGGCCCAGCCCACCGGGGGUAGGAGGCGGCGGGGUGCGGAGGCCGACCCAGAUGAGAGAAGGCAGCGCUUCCUGGAGAGGAACAGGGCGGCGGCGUCUCGCUGCCGACAGAAACGCAAGGUUUGGGUUGGCUCUCUGGAGAGGAAGGCAGAGGACCUGGCUACCAUGAACGUCUCUUUGACCAAUGAAGUGGGUCUGCUGAGGAACGAGGUGACACAACUGAAACAGCUGCUACUGGCCCACAAAGACUGCCCUGUCACUGCCAUGCAGAAGGCGGCUGCCUACUUAGCUGCAGGAGGAGAGGAGAGCUCCAGGGAUCCCCCCUCCGAGCCUAUGGGCUCCACAGCCUUGGUCAUCCAGCACGGGCCUUCGGCCCCUGUCCCCAGCCCUGGUGCAAUCACCGUCAACGGGCUGAGCGUAUGCGCGGCUGAGGCAGUGGCCAUGUCGGUCCUGGCCGGGAUGGGGGCGGCCCACCAGGGAGGGGUCCUCAUGGCGCCACAGCCUCAGCCUGCCCCCAGAUGAUGCACAGGGAGCCAAUAAGAACUUUAGGAGGCCGGACUGGUACAAUUAUGUGAGAGAUUGAAAGGGACCUGAUUUGAAAUCUGAAAUCCCACCAGUUGUUAAUAGAAGGGGGGUGAGAAGUACUAUCUCCAACCUAUGCUCAGACCUUGGAUACAGUGGCAGCCAGGAAAGGAUGUUGGGAGUUGACAUCCUGUCAAAGCCACAGAACCCCCCCCCACCCCCCCAAACACACACACACACACACACACACUCGCUUACAGCCAAUGAUAAUCACUGAACAUACCGAGUAGUCCCGCCCCUUUUGCCCCUUUUCUGAUGGAUCCCUGCUUGGAAGCACUGUCACUGCGUAUAUACAAGCGUAUGUACAUACUCGCACCCCGUGACAUACACACACUCACACACUCGAUCACCGAAUGUAGUGUGUUUUUGUCUAUUUGCAACUCUCUCCCCUGUCUACAGUGUAAAUCUCUUCUUGCAUAUUUAUCUUCUUCAUGCAGCUGUUAAUCCAUGGGGAAACUCUUUUUAGGGCUGAAUAAGCGUGAGAUAUUGUUUUCCCUUUGUCAUGGAGUGAGCCAAAGUAUGAGUAUGUUCAAUGUCUGGCCUUUUAAAAAAUUUGUAUUAUUAUUGUUUUUUUAUAGGAAUUCUGCAUUUUGACAAUGUGUAUGAAACCCUUAUUGACUGCAUGGAUAUUAGAGGAGACUGAUGAAGACCACUGUCUGUGUGCUGGUGUCUGCUCAUAUUGUUGCUGGUUUUUAUCAUACUGCUUUUCUCUCCCACUUUUUAAAGUGAUAUCAAAUGACUGAUGCAAACAAUGACAGUGUCCUAAUGUAACACUUGAAAUGGUUAGGUUUUAGAUUAUACUUUAUGUAGUAAUCAACAAACUUUUCAUUAGAUUUAUAAAUUAUUUACCCAGGCUAAGUUGAGAAAAAGUAGUACAAUAUAUUUUUAUAUUCAAAACAAAUAUUAAUGUUCCUGCAUUUAUCUAAAAUGUGUGUAGUGAAUACAGUGGUAGAAUGGUUUGUUCUAAUUCAAUGAAAACCAAUUACAUUCUAAAUGAUAAGAGAAAAUGUAAACAUAUGACAUUUUCUUGAAUGCAAAUCUCGAUUAGGGGACGUCUAUUAAGAGAAAAUGUAAACCUACCACAUAUUCUUGAAUGCAAAUCUACAUUAGGGGACGUCUAUAUGGAGUAAAAGAUCAUGUCCUUGUCUCGGGUGCUUUCCAACAUUUAAAAAAACUAUACUGUCUUUUGGAGUAUAUCACUUUUGUAAGACACGUCACUGAAAUAUUUAUGAAAUGUCAUUGAGUGGUGUCUUUUUUUUGUUUUUUUUUAGACAUUUUGUGUUGAGGAAUACCUUGUUUGUUUCAUCUUUUUUUAACAUGUCAAUGCUCUAUUCAUCAUUUUGUUAUUGCUGUAACUGAACCCUGCGUCACGUUACCUUUCCCCUCGUGUUCUGUCAAGAGGAUGGGUAUGUCUGUCUUCAACAGUGAACCCAGAGUGUAACCUCCCACAAACUAUUAUGGAAUUUGUCUCCAAUCCGUCGAGAGGGUGUUGUUCCCCAAAAGAAUUACACCUCAAGGCGGGGAAAUUUAACUUGUGUAUAGUCUCAACUAUUAAAAGAUCUCCGGCAAAAUAAACAAGUUACUGGCAA